This is a messenger RNA of Chara braunii, 2086 nucleotides long. NCBI's taxonomy places the organism in Eukaryota, Viridiplantae, Streptophyta, Charophyceae, Charales, Characeae. The record is from the annotation of a GenBank genome assembly.
GGGCUGGAGGAUGUGAGGUUUCUCUAAGAGGUCACAACUUAGGGGAUGCCGGGAAGAACGGCAACUGUGACGCGCUUUGAUAAGCAACUGGUGAGCACAGGGUACACUGUGACGGUACUUCUCCGAGUAUACAUAGAUGAGGACUUGACAGCGAGGGAGUGCCAACUACGAGCCAGGGAUUUGAUCCGCGAGCAUAGGGCUGAUGUGCUGGCGCAGGUGACCUUCCAGACCUCGAUUUUCUAUAAUGUGAUGGUAUGGCCUCAUGGUUAUAUGCGCGUGGAGCACUACCACGAUGAGACGGUAGCAGAGGCUAGAGCGAGGGUAAAGGAGUUUGGGAACAAGAUAAGGGAGAUCGGGUCGUGCCAUGAUGAGGGCAAGCUGCGUAGGGUUGAGCUCAUGACGAAAGAGUUAGAGAGUUUGUUCAGGGAGGAUAGAGAGAUUAUCCAGGCGUGGAGAUCAGACUUUCUGGUGAGGGUAAAGGCUAGGAACCUAUCACGCGAAGGAGCUAGGGAGAAGUCUGCAGAGGACAUGACAACGGAGGACAAGCGUGCUGAUUCGCGGGGGUGGUAUGACCGAGGAGAUCGAUGCAAUGAGUCGCGCGGACGAUACGACCAUGGGGACCGCCGGAAUGACUCACGGGGACGACAUGAGCAAGGAGGAUCCGGAGGAGACCGCCGCAAUGAUUCGCAUGGCCGGAAUGAGAGAGGGGGAUAUGGCGCGUCAUCCGAUCCACAUACAAAGUCCCCUGACCCCAGAGCAGCGAGGGGUUCGACCUCUAGGAGCGCAGACGACAAGCCACCCACUCCCAGGAACUCUUGCGUCUACUGUAGAGGAGAUGAUCAUAUCAAGAGAGACUGCCCGGAUCUCAAACGGGCAAUAGAUGAGGGACUUGUCGUGCUUGAUGACCGCAAGUACGUCAAGUGGGCAGAUGAUCUGGGAGACGUAUCAAUGUUUCCUUCGAUGAAGGAGAAUGUAGAAGCAAGUAGAGUAAGGCCGAGUAAAGGAAAGAAGCCAGUUAGGGGCCAGAGCAUCAAGAUAACUUUCGAAGGAGAUAUGGCAACCACACCCAUAAGGGUGGCAGCUACCAAGUCGGCGAGAGGGUCUACAUCGAAGAAGACUUACACGGAUUACGUGAUGGCGGAGAAGGAUGGACAGCGGAUCGAUGGAGAGGAGGUAAUUCUUUCACCGCGAAAGCGGGGAGUGAAGAAGUUUUUGAUGAAGAGUUCGCGGGAUGAGAUUGACACGGUCGAGCCACUGAGACGAGCCCUUCGGCAGCCCAUGCAGUGCUCAAUUCUAGAGUAUCUGGCAGCAUCCAAGCCAGCUCGCGACGAGUUACAGAUGAUCACGCGGAAGACUCGCAUACCUCUAUCAGAGGAGGUUCAGGUGGCCCCAAAGGCGGACGCUCCUACUGUGGCAGUAUCGGAGGUGACUGCUAGAGCAGAUCGCAUGGCGACAGUCCUUCUUGAUGGGAUGGAAGGUGUGCCUCCAGACAAGUUUUACAUACUUCGUAGUGGGACAGUGGAGGCGAUCCUAAAUGACAGAGCGAUUUUAGAUGCUGUGAUCGAUAACGGCAGUGAGGCUGUCAUUAUAGACGAGGAUCUAGCAGAGCGAGUUGGACUGGGACUCGAUAGGUCAUACUUAUUCGAGAUAGAGACGACUGAUGGGAAAAAACAACAGAUCACCGAGGUUUGUCACAAGGCAGCCAUAGAGGUCCAAGGGGUACGAGUGACCCUGCCGGUCUUUGCAGUCAAGAACUGCAGCUCUGACCUGCUCUUGGGACAGACGUGGCUGAGUCAUGUACAUGCGGUAACGAUAGAGCGACCGGAUGGGAGCCAGACACUGUCCAUUAAGAAGCUAGAUGGGGCGCGGAUAAUGAUUGAGAUGGUGGAGCCUCGAGACCCGAGGAACAGGGCAACUCUCGCUGUGGAAGCAGGACCCAAUGAUCGGAUUAAGUCAUUACCUAUCUCCGGCCCGCAGUGCGAUUUCGCGAGAAGAAAUAUGGAUUUUUGCUCAUAGAAGAAGAAGGCCGGAUUGUAGAAGUGGAGGAUUUAGGGAGUCGGCUGAUAGUGGACGACAACUUGUAUCC